Messenger RNA from Anolis sagrei ordinatus, 2678 nucleotides. Its product is annotated as zinc finger protein 420-like. The record is from RefSeq and is a predicted model, not a curated record. Gene Ontology annotation, cellular component: nucleus. Gene Ontology annotation, biological process: regulation of DNA-templated transcription. NCBI's taxonomy places the organism in Eukaryota, Metazoa, Chordata, Lepidosauria, Squamata, Anolidae.
CUUCUGAGCAAGACAGGAAAAAAAGAAAAGAAGGUUGGAGUGUCCCUUUUCAACUCAUCCCCCAUCCUUGCAGCUAGACCUCCUUCUAUGAUCAGCCACACAGAAGCACAUCCUGAUACAACUCCGCUGCAAAGAAGGCGAAAUGGCAGCGGCCACAGUACUCAACCUAUGGAAUGAUAAGGAAGCAAUCUCUGAAUCCUUGCCUCUUGCAUCUGGAGCUGAAAUUGGUGCUUUGACAUUGAGUCAGCUGAAGUUCUUUAAGCAGGUUGCUGUGUAUUUCUCUGAGGAAGAAUGGGCUCUCCUGGAUCCAGGCCAAAGGGCUCUCUACAAAGAAGUCAUGCUGGACAACUAUGAGAGUGUAGCCUCUCUGGAUGGUGAUUGGGACAAUGAGAAGUAUCGGCACCCAGCGCAGAACAGCAAGCAUGAUGAUGGCAAAGACUCUGGAAAGCAUUUUAGUGAGAGACUACUUUCCCGGCGUGAAGGGUAUAAGAGAGGAGUGAAAAAAGCUAAAUGUAUCCUGUGUGGAAAGAAUGCCCGUGUGACGUCAGAACUUACCAUACAUGAAGAAAUUCAUACAGAGGAGAAGCCAUAUAAAUGUGUGGACUGUGAAAAGAUCUCUAGUUCAAGCUCAAACGUUACAGCACUUGAAGAGGAAAGGACAUAUAAUAAGGGUGUCGAGUGUGAAAAGGACGUUAGUACAGAUGGAGCAUCUCACACAGGGAAGAAGAUAUAUAAAUGUAAGGUGUGUGAAAAGAACUUAAGCAGUAGCAGAUCACUUGCUGUCCAUCGGAGAAUUCAUACAGGGGAGAAAUUGUAUAAAUGCACCGAUUGCGACAAGAGCUUUGGUCGGAAGGAGCAUCUUACAAAGCAUCACAGAACUCAUACAGGAGAGAAACCAUAUGGGUGCACCGAGUGUGGCAAAAGUUUUGGUGAUAGUGGAUCGCUUACUGUGCAUCAAAGAACGCACACAGGGGAGAAACCAUAUAAGUGCCUGGACUGUGGGAAAAGCUUCUGUCAGAACGGGCACCUCAGGCAGCAUCAGCGAACGCACACAGGGGAAAAGCCAUACGCCUGCAAGGAGUGCGGCAAGAGCUUCAGUCAGAACGGAGACCUUAGGCAGCACGAAAGAACUCACACAGGAGAGAAGCUGUACAAAUGCAUGGAGUGUGGGAAAAACUUCAGUGAGAGUCGAUCGCUGGCAGUUCAUGAACGAAUUCACACAGGAGAGAAACCAUAUCAGUGUACGGAGUGUGGACGGAGCUUCAGCGUCCGUGGAUCGCUUACUAAACACCAGAGAACUCACACGGGGGAGAAACCAUAUAGAUGUAUGGAGUGUGGAAAGAACUUCACUGAUAGCGGAUCGCUUGCGGUGCAUGAAAGGACUCACACUGGGGAAAAGCCGUAUCAAUGUACAGAAUGUGGCAAGCGCUUUGGUCAGAAAAGGCACCUUAAGAAGCAUCAGAUAACUCAUACUGGAGAAAAACUGUUUAAAUGCAAGGACUGUGGGAAGAGCUUCAGUGACAGCGGAUCGCUUACAAUACAUCAGCGACUGCACACAGAGGAGAAGCCGUAUAAAUGUAAGGAAUGCGGAAAGAGCUUUAGCGUCAGCACAUAUCUUAUCGUGCAUGAAAGGAGUCACACUGGGGAGAAACCGUACACAUGCACAAUAUGCGGGAAGAGCUUAAGCAGUAGUGGAUCGCUUACUGUGCACGAAAGAACCCACACAAGUGAGAAGCCAUACAAGUGUAUGAAGUGCGGAAAGAACUUCAUUCGGAAAGAGCACCUCAUGAACCACGAGAGAACUCAUACGGGAGAGAAGCCCUUUGAGUGCACAGAUUGUGGAAGGAGUUUCAGUGACAGUGGAUCACUUACGAAGCAUCAAAGGACUCACACAGGGGAGAAACCAUACAAAUGCACAACUUGUGGAAAGAGCUUCAGUCAAAAUGGGCACCUCAGGCAGCACGAAAGAACGCACACAGGGGAGAAACCUUAUAAAUGCCAGGAGUGUGGGAAAAGUUUCAGCCAGAACGGGGACCUUAGACAACACAAAAGAACACAUACGGGAGAGAGGCCGUACAAAUGCACAGAGUGUGGGAAAAGUUUUAGCGAUAGUAGAUCACUAACGGUGCAUGAAAGAAUUCACACAGGAGAGAAGCCGUAUAAAUGCACAGAGUGCGGAAAGCGCUUCAAUCUGAGUGGAUCGCUUACUAAGCACCAAAGAACCCACACGGGGGAGAAACCAUAUAAAUGUAUGGAGUGCGGAAAGUGCUUUGGUGAUAGUGGGACACUUCUGAAGCAUGAACGAAUUCACACUGGGGAGAAACCCCACAAAUGCCCAGAGUGUGGAAAGUGCUUCAGUAAGAAAGAACACCUUCGACAUCAUCACCGAACUCAUACAGGGGAGAAGCCUUACUCAUGUGCGAAGUGUGGCAAGAGCUUUAGCACAAGCUCACACCUUACUGCGCAUGAAAGGAUUCACAGUGGGGAAAAGCCCUACAAAUGCCAGCAGUGUGGCAAGAGCUUCAAUCAGAGAGGAAACCUUUGGAAGCAUCAAAAAACUCACAAAAAGAAAGAGACUCUGUAAAUGCACGGAGUGAGAAAAGCACUUCUGUAAUAUACUUUAUUUAUAUUCUGCUUUAUCUCCCCGACAGGACUCAGGGUGGAUUACAGAACACAUA